Molecule: messenger RNA, 486 nt
Organism: Morchella sextelata
Lineage: Eukaryota; Fungi; Ascomycota; Pezizomycetes; Pezizales; Morchellaceae
Exons: 2
Coding region: 1-486 (161 amino acids)
Source: RefSeq, a predicted model, not a curated record
AUGAUGGGAAAACUUUCCCCCGACGUCUUAUUUGAUCGACAGAUCAAGAAGCUUCUGUACCCGCCCUUCCGCUGGGCUCCCGCCUCGCUCCUUGUUAACGCAAUCGCACUUUCAACCGAUCCAAGUCAGUGGGGUAUCUGUACCCCCAACGGGCUAAACCUCAUCUAUCCUGGUCUUCUAUUUCAAGGAGACGGCGUUGUGACGGGGUCGGGUGUACUCCGGGACGAGAAGACGGUCGGCGCGGUUAUUGUGAAUGUUGAGAGGGAGGAUGUGGUUGAGGAGUGGGAUGCGCCGGAGUUGACGGUUUCGUCCACGCACUCGCACUGGGAGACGGAGACCGAGGGGAUCGAUUGGCCAUGGCGUGUUCUCUAUGCGAUGGUGGUGGGAUACUCGGAUGUGGCUCCGAUAGUCUUCGAGCGCGAUCCGCUUCCAUCAGACAUCUUGGUGACGGAGCGGUCGAAUUGGCAAAGAUGUGUUAUUACAUGA